Messenger RNA from Ricinus communis (castor bean), 2223 nucleotides. RefSeq names its product UDP-glycosyltransferase 83A1. NCBI's taxonomy places the organism in Eukaryota, Viridiplantae, Streptophyta, Magnoliopsida, Malpighiales, Euphorbiaceae. Gene Ontology annotation, molecular function: UDP-glycosyltransferase activity. The coding region runs from base 496 to 1845 and encodes 449 amino acids. The record is from RefSeq and is a predicted model, not a curated record. The transcript is spliced from 3 exons.
CUAAACAUCUCAAUAUUUUAUUUAAAAACUUCAAAAAAAAAAAUAAAAUAUUGAUUCUAUAAUAAAGCGGGCUCUGAUUGUUUUGUUUGGGUGCUUGGAAAUAAGCAGCAGCCAAACCUGUGUAAGUACGUAAGCAAUGAGUUCACUAAUAACAAACCUGUGGAGACUUAACAGUGCAAGAAUAGAAAUUAAAUAGGCAACGAUUUUGACCAACAAAUGAUGUUUACGCACUUUAAAGCAAAAUCAUAUGCAAAUUUAAGUAACAGGCCUGGCAUUUCUUUUUGUCAAGCCUGUGAAAAUCUAAUAUUGUUCAAAGCAGCCAUCAAUCAAAUGUUCUUGGCAGCCGUUUCAUUAUAAGCUUGGAGACCACGUAUAUCCAUGUGCUCAGAAAAUAUUCAGACAACGUAAUGGACAAGACAUGGCCAUUUAUAAAAAUGGCACUUCAGACAGCAAGUGGAACAGCGAGUGUAGCGACGAUCAGCGAAUAAAAGUGAGAUGGGUAAUAAAUCACAUGUGAUAGUUGUGCCCUUCCCAGCACAAGGCCAUGUUGCUCCCCUCAUGAAGUUGGCUUACAGCCUUGCUGACCAUGGCAUCAAGGUCACAUUUAUCAACACAGAGUCCAUACACAUGAGAAUUAUGUCUGCAAUGCCAGAGGAGUUCGCGGAGCAGUGUCCAAUAAGUCUAGUUUCAAUUCCUGAAGGGUUGGAGUCUAAACCUGAUGAACAAGAUAAAGAAGAAGCAGUAGAGAUUGCACCAAGGUCUACGCGGGUUCAUCUGCAAAAUUUGAUCCAAAAUAUAAAUCAGGUGAACAAUGAUGUGAAAGUAACACAUGUUGUUGCUGAUAUAGCAAAUGGGUGGGUGCUGGAAGUAGCUAAGAAAUUGUUCAUUAAGCCUGUUGCAUUUGUACCUUAUGGACUAGGAAACUUGGCAUUCAUAUUGCACGCUCCUAAGCUUAUCGAGGCUGGAAUCAUAGAUGUUGAUGGAAUUCCAAUUAAAAGAGAGCCGAUUUGUCUAUCCAAGGAAAUUCCUGCCUGGAAUAUAGAUGAACUCACUUGGAGCAUCCAAGGCGAUUCAGAGGAACAGAAAUUCGUCUUCAGGAAUUUUGUCAAAACCACAGGGGAAUACGUCAGAAUUUCUGAUUCCCUUAUUGUCAAUUCUUUUUAUGAACUUGAAUCAUCGGUUUCUAACUUGCUUCCCAACAUCUUACCCAUCGGUCCAUUGAUUGCAAAUGCUCGCUUGGGAACUUUCUCUGGAAAUUUAUGGCCUGAGGACUCAACUACCUUAAGCUGGCUCGAUAAACAACCUGCACGCUCUGUCAUUUAUGCUGCAUUUGGCAGCACACUUGUCUGCAACCAGCAACAAUUUAAUGAACUUGCACUUGGCCUUGAGAUGACAGGCCAACCAUUUUUGUGGGUUGUUAGAUCAGAUUUUAUGAAAGGAGAUAUUGCAGAAUACCCUGAUGGAUUCAUGGAAAGAAAUGAAAGUCAUGGAAAGAUAGUCAAAUGGGCUCCUCAGGAAAAGGUGUUAGCUCAUCCUUCCACUGCAUGUUACUUUUCUCAUUGUGGAUGGAAUUCAACAAUGGAAGGUGUAACCAAUGGGGUGCCAUUUCUAUGUUGGCCUUACUGUGUAGAUCAAUUUCAUAACAGGGAUUACAUUUGUGAAGCUUGGAAGGUUGGCCUAAGAGUAAUGCCAAAUGAAAAUGGGAUUGUAAGUAGACAUGAAAUCAAAACCAAGAUUGAGAAAUUGCUCUCUAAUAAGGAUAUAAAAGCCAAUUCUUUGAAACUGAAAGAAAUGACCAGAAAGAGCAUUAGUGAAGGUGGAUCAUUCUUUCAAGAAUUUCAUUAGCUUUGUUGAACAAAUAAAGCAAUAACAGUUUUUUGGUCGGCAUGUGUAGUACCCUAAACUUUUUCCAGCUUGAUAAGUUGUUAACUUUAGUAUUUGAAAAGAAAAAAACAAAUAAAGGAAGAGUGCUAACAAUAUUAUAUGAAGGUGGAAGAGUUGCUUUCGGAUGCUGGUAUCAAGUCUACUGUAAUGAAGCUGAAGGAAUUGGCUCGAAAGGGUACGAGGAAAGGAGGAUCUUCCUCUAAAAAUUUGGAGAACUUUGUUGCUCAGCUUAAGCAAAUCAUCGAAGACUUUAAUUUCCUGCUAUGCGUUCUCUUUCAACUUUCUAGCUAAUGUAAUCGAUGUCCUUAGAGAAAAUAAAUGAGAAUUCUUAUUGCCAUA